AAAAACCAUGUCGUUGUCCACCUAUGUCGUUUUUGUUGCCCUUUAUCACAAAUCAACAAAUUGUUAAUCCAAUCCCACUCCUUUCCCCGCUUCGCACCACAAAACCCUAAACUUCCGAUCAAGCUCCGGCCAUGUCGUCAUCUAAAGAUGCCGAUCCGUCACUCGGAUACCUGACUCGGAAAGACACGGAGGUAAAACUUCCCCGUCCAACACGUGUCAAGAACAAAACACCAGCUCCAGUUCAAAUCACUGCCGAGCAAAUUCUCCGGGAAGCACGUGAGCGUCAAGAAGCUGAAAUCCGACCGCCGAAACAGAAAAUCACCGACACAACAGAACUCGCAGACUAUCGUCUCCGUAAAAGAAAAGAAUACGAAGACCUAAUUCGACGCGUUCGAUGGAACAUUGGUGUAUGGAUAAAAUACGCUCAGUGGGAAGAGUCACAGAAGGAUUUCAAUCGUGCGAGGUCAGUAUGGGAACGUGCAUUAGAAGUUGAUUAUAGGAAUCAUACAUUAUGGUUAAAAUAUGCAGAAGUUGAAAUGAAAAAUAAAUUUAUUAACCAUGCUAGAAAUGUAUGGGAUAGAGCAGUUACUCUACUACCUAGAGUUGAUCAAUUGUGGUAUAAAUAUAUUCAUAUGGAGAAAAUGCUUAAUAAUAUAGCCGGUGCGAGGCAGAUUUUUGAAAGAUGGAUGAAAUGGAUGCCGGAUGCACAAGGUUGGAUUAGUUACAUCAAUUUCGAGAAGGAUCAUAACGAAAUUGAACGUGCUAGAGAUAUUUUUGAAAGGUUUAUCCAGUGUCAUCCGAAAGUUAGUGCUUGGAUUAGGUAUGCUAAGUUUGAGAUGAAAAGUGGGGAGAUUGCGAGGGCGAGGAAUGUGUACGAACGUGCUAUUGAGAAGUUGGCUGAUGAUGAGGAAGCAGAGGAGUUGUUUGUUGCAUUUGCUGAGUUUGAAGAGAAAUGCAAGGAGACCGAGCGGGCUCGGUGUAUUUACAAGUUUGCUUUGGAUCAUAUACCGAAAGGUAGAGCUGAGGAUUUGUAUAGGAAGUUUGUUGCGUUUGAGAAACAAUACGGUGACAAGGAAGGUAUUGAAGAUGCUAUUGUGGGCAAACGUAGGUUUCAGUAUGAAGAUGAGGUGAGGAAGAAUCCAUUGAAUUAUGAUUCUUGGUUUGAUUAUAUUAGGUUAGAAGAGAGUGUUGGGAACAAAGAGAGGAUAAGAGAGGUUUAUGAGCGUGCUAUUGCAAAUGUGCCUCCAGCCGAGGAGAAGAGAUACUGGCAGAGAUACAUCUAUUUGUGGAUAAAUUAUGCGCUUUAUGAAGAACUGGAUGCAGAUGAUGUUGAGAGAACGCGUGAUGUCUACAGGGAAUGUCUCAACCUAAUCCCACACAAGAAGUUCUCUUUUGCAAAGAUAUGGCUUUUAGCUGCUCAGUUUGAAAUACGACAGUUGAAUCUCAAGGGUGCUCGUCAAAUUUUAGGCAAUGCCAUUGGCAAAGCUCCCAAAGACAAGAUAUUUAAGAAAUAUAUUGAGAUAGAGCUGCAACUUGGUAACAUUGACCGGUGCAGAAAGCUUUAUGAGAAAUAUUUGGAGUGGUCAUCAGAAAACUGCUAUGCCUGGAGCAAAUAUGCAGAGCUUGAGAGAUCCUUGGCUGAAACUGAACGUGCACGGGCAAUUUUUGAGCUUGCAAUAGCACAACCAGCCUUAGACAUGCCAGAGCUGUUGUGGAAGGCAUAUAUUGAUUUUGAAAUGUCUGAAGAAGAAUAUGACAGAACGCGGCAGCUCUACGAGAGACUGCUGGACCGAACAAAGCAUUUGAAAGUUUGGAUCAGUUAUGCUAAAUUUGAGGCAUCUGCAAUGGGAGAGGUCGUUGAGGGUACAGAAUCAGAAGAAGACCAGAAAAGGAAGUGUAUUCAAAAUGCAAGAAGAGUCUUUGAGAAAGCCAUCAACUACUUUCGAACAUCAGCACCUGAAUUGAAGGAAGAACGAGCUAUGCUGUUGGAAGAAUGGCUGAAUAUUGAGACCAGUUUUGGCGAAUUGGGUGAUGUUAAAUUAGUCCAAGCCAAAUUGCCUAAAAAACUCAAGAAGAGGAGACCUAUUGCUUUAGAAGAUGGCCCUGCCGGGUUGGAGGAAUACAUAGACUAUAUUUUCCCAGAAGAAACUCAGGCCCCAAAUCUUAAGAUCUUGGAAGCUGCAUACCGCUGGAAGAAGCAAAAGCUUUCUGCCGAUGACUAGUGUCACUCUUCCUUGGUAGUACGAUUCAUUCUAAAUGUCGAUAAUGAGGUGCUCGUGUAUGUUGGAUUAAAAUAUAUCUUGGCCUUUGUACAUUAUUUCCUUAAAGCUAUUGUCGUUGGAAAAAUUUGGUAGAGAAAGUAUACAAUAGUAAUUUAGGGAAUGUGUUAGAACUAUACAAAGCUUUCUUAUGAUUUGUAUCAGACAAUAUGAAGCAUGUGGCGUUGGAAACUUGUUGGAAGACACUAAUGGCUGAGUUGAACUUGCAAUCAUUACAACAGUGGAUUGCGGUGCGUAUUCCCCACUCUGUAAAAUAAUUGAAGACGAAUUCCAAAAUUUGCAAGUUUUUGAGCUCUA
Messenger RNA from Mercurialis annua (annual mercury), 2576 nucleotides. RefSeq lists its product as uncharacterized. The record is from RefSeq and is a predicted model, not a curated record. Gene Ontology annotation, cellular component: U2-type catalytic step 2 spliceosome; post-mRNA release spliceosomal complex; precatalytic spliceosome. Gene Ontology annotation, molecular function: protein binding. Lineage: Eukaryota; Viridiplantae; Streptophyta; Magnoliopsida; Malpighiales; Euphorbiaceae. The transcript is spliced from 7 exons. The coding region runs from base 132 to 2222 and encodes 696 amino acids. Gene Ontology annotation, biological process: spliceosomal complex assembly; mRNA splicing, via spliceosome.